This is a messenger RNA of Chrysoperla carnea, 964 nucleotides long. Its product is annotated as cuticle protein 16.5-like. The coding region runs from base 35 to 898 and encodes 287 amino acids. The record is from RefSeq and is a predicted model, not a curated record. Lineage: Eukaryota; Metazoa; Arthropoda; Insecta; Neuroptera; Chrysopidae. The transcript has 2 exons.
GUUCGAUAACAUCAGUUAUUCAUCUUCACCAAAAAUGUUCAAAUCGAUAGCUUUAUUUGCUUGUGUUAUUGCUGUGGUUGUAGCUGAACCUGGAUACCUUGGAGAUGCUUAUGCAUUAGGACACGGUUAUGGAUAUGGUGGUCAUGGAUACAGCAGUUAUGGACAUGCAGUUAUUCCAGCAGCUGUUAGUCACCAAUCAAGUGUUGCCGUCCAUAGCAAACCAAUUAUCACUGCUGUAGCUGCUGCACCUGUUAUUGUUAAACCACAUUUAGUUGCCGCUCUUCCAGCUGCCACAAGUCAUCAAUCCCGCGUCGACAUUCAUAGUAAACCAAUUGUUUAUACCAAACCAAUUGUAUCUUAUGCUGUUCCACAUUUAUCCCAUGGUGCCAGUUAUGUAGCAGCAGCACCAAUCGUUAGUGGACUUCAUGGAAGUGGUUAUCAUGGAUUAGGAGGCUACGGUUUAGGUUAUGGUCAUGGAUAUGGAUAUGGUCAUGGAUAUGGUCAUGGAUACGCAGCAAUUCCUGCAGCAGUCAGCCAUCAAUCAAGUGUUGCCAUUCACAGUAAACCAAUUGUUACCGCAAUUGCCGCUGCUCCAGUUGUAAGUGUCGUGAAACCACAUUUAGUUGCCGCUAUUCCAGCUGCCACAAGUCAUCAAUCUCGUGUUGAUAUUCAUAGUAAACCAAUUGUUUACACUAAACCAAUUGUAUCUUAUGCUGCUCCACAUUUAUCUUAUGGUGCCAGCUAUGUUGCCGCAUCACCAAUUGUUAGUGGACUUUAUGCAAGUGGUUACCAUGGAUUAGGAGGAUACGGAUUAGGUUAUGGUCAUGGAUAUGGAUAUGGUCAUGGUUUAAGUUACGGUCAUGGUUAUGGACAUGAUUAUUAUGGAUCUCAUUAUUAAAUCCAUAAUAUUUGAGUCAUAUAUUAUUUUAUGCUCAUUAUUUUCACACUCUCAGUAUUUUUACUU